AUGUGUUUGAAAUUCUCCAUCAGAUCCAAUGGAUCUCUCAGGAUGGUUCUUAUUGGGAAAACUGGAGCUGGGAAAAGUGCAGUAGGAAACACCAUCUUACUGAGGAAGGGUUUUCAUUCAUCAGUUUCUCUUUCCUCAGUAACGAAAACUUGUAAGAGAGUAACAACGAAUGUUAAAGGCCAAACACUGGAGGUUAUUGAUACUCCAGGUCUGUUUGACACCGAGCUGAGUCAAGAGCAGGUGAAGGCAGAAAUCUCUAAGUGCAUCGCAUAUGCUUCUCCUGGACCUCAUGUGUUCCUGAUCAUCCUCAAGGCAGACAGAUUCACUAAAGAAGAAGAAGAAACAGUGGAAAUCCUUCAGAAGCUGUUUGGAGAACAGGCUGCAUGUUACACCAUGACCCUGUUCACCCGUGGAGACGAUCUGGAGGAAGAAGGCGUCACCAUAGAAGAUGUCACUGGUAAAAAUCAGGUUCUCAGCAACUUCCUCAAGCAGUGCAAAGGAGGAUACCAUGUUUUUAACAACAGAAAUAAAGAUCAUGCUCAGGUCCAUGAGCUGCUGAAGAAGAUCAACACAAUGGUUGAGAAAAAUGGAGGAAGCUACUACACCAACGAGAUGUUCCAAGAGACUGAGGAAGCUGUUCAAAAAAAGAUGAAUGAGCUUCUCAAUGCUGAUCCACAGAGGGACCGGGAUGACGCAAGAUCUGAAGCAAAGGAACAUGUGGCAGCAAAUAGUGUCUUAACCCUUAUUGGAGCAGGUGUUGGAAGUGUUAUUGGAGCAGGUGUUGGAGCUGCUAUUGGAGCGCCGAUUGGGGUGGUAGUUGGUGGAGCAGUGGGACAUGCUGCUGACAAAGUGAAGAUCCUCUGA
This is a messenger RNA of Limanda limanda (common dab), 864 nucleotides long. RefSeq names its product GTPase IMAP family member 9-like. NCBI's taxonomy places the organism in Eukaryota, Metazoa, Chordata, Actinopteri, Pleuronectiformes, Pleuronectidae. The record is from RefSeq and is a predicted model, not a curated record. Gene Ontology annotation, molecular function: GTP binding.